AUGUAUAACGUGUGGCAGUAUAUUGGCAUCAGCAGGUUGAAGGCAGAGGAGCUGCUGCUGCUGCCACACAACCACACAGGGGCUUUCCUGAUCCGACAGAGUCAGACAAACACAGAAACCUACUCGCUCUCAAUCCUUGUGACAAUGGACUCAUAUCUGGCCACAGUGAAACACUACCGCAUCUGUAGCCUCCAAAAUGGCUGGUUCUACAUCUCCCCUAGCCUCACCUUCUACUCCCUGGGCCAAUUGGUGGAACACUACUCUGAGUCAGCAGAUGGGUUGUGCUGUUUACUGAGGGAGCCUUGCAUCAUCCAAGGCUCAAACAAUACUACCAUGACCACCAGACCCUAUCCCAAAGCUAUAAGGAGGCCCACACUCAACUGGAAUGAUGUAGACAGUUCAAUGAUCUUCAGUAAGGCCAGCGUGGAUUCAGAGGACUCUCUAGUGAGUGAGGGGCUGAGGGAGGCCAUCAGCUCAUACCUCUACAUGACAGAGGUCAGCUGCCAGAACUGUGGCAAACACUGGGAUUCAUGAGGAAAGGGAGGACUGUGAGAGUAAAAGAGACAGACAUAAUACUGUCUGGUCUGCUGCUGCCCAGGACUAAUGGUACUAGGCCAGAAAGGGUGCUCUACAUAAAGGCAUUGUGGAAGUUGAUAGAAGUAAGCCUACCAUUUACAACCACAAUGAAAAAAAUUUAAACUACAAGCACGAUCAAUGUCUUGAUGGUAGAAUGUGUGUUAGGGUUCAGGUUGCCACAGGGAGCCUUGUUACGUGGCACUUCUCAAGUCUUCUAAUGCUGUAGCUGUGCUUGUGCUCAAGAACACAUUUCAGAGGCUGGACACAAAAGGUAUUAUUUGUACUGUCUUUGGUAUUAUGAUGUGAGGAGCACUUCCUUUGAGCUCAUGGAAGGUUCCAUUCUGCUUCUCCACACAGAAACGACCAUGCAUUGGUCAAUUUUUUUUUUUUUCAAAGGAAGAUCACUGAAUGACAAGAAUGUUGUAAUUGGACUAAAUGUAUAACCGAUUGUUCGUUUCAUAUGCAAUCUGUUAGUCCGCAAUCCGUUUGUACAUUAAUGAAAUACCAUGUCUGAAUUAACUUGAAACUAACUCCAACUUUUUACCAGCAUUUGGCUGGUGGCUGCAUGGUGCUGCAUGCUC
Coregonus clupeaformis (lake whitefish) is the source of this 1157-nucleotide messenger RNA. RefSeq names its product src-like-adapter 2. The coding region runs from base 1 to 534 and encodes 177 amino acids. The transcript has 5 exons. The record is from RefSeq and is a predicted model, not a curated record. Lineage: Eukaryota; Metazoa; Chordata; Actinopteri; Salmoniformes; Salmonidae.